UACCAAAAGCCGCCCGUACACACAAAAAGUUUGUCCUUCAUGGAGGAGUACCGCUUCGCAGACCAGACUCUGCUUCUUUUUGUGCAACGUUUCUUCUAAGUUUCCUGCAGAAGAUUGAUAAAGAUUAAAUUGUAAAAGUGCUAGGAAGCUGCAAAAUGGAGCAAGUUUCAAGUACUUCAGAAAAGGCUGAUUCAAUUGAUGAUGAAAUUAAGCCAUUUGAAAACAGCGCCAACCCAAUGAUCAGACAGCUAAGCUUGACCGGGGAGUGUAAUGAUCCAAUCACUGUGACAUUUGAGGACAUCAGUGCUGCUGCAUACAGGAUUAAAUCUGGCAUUCGGAAGACUGCCUGUGAGAAAUCCAUCAGGCUAUCAGAAGCUCUUGGUAUGGAAGUCUUUCUUAAAAGGGAUUAUAUGCAAGUAACAGGAAGUUUCAAAGAACGAGGAGCAAGAAAUACAUUGACAAUGCUCUCAAAGAAACAAAAGUCACGUGGUGUGGUAGCUGCAUCUGCUGGUAACCAUGCCUUGGCUUUGGCAUACCACGGAAAAGAGCUGAAUGUGCCAGUUACAGUGGUGAUGCCUCUCAAUGCACCAAUCAUGAAAAUUAAUGCAUGUAAGAAGUAUGGGGCUAAUGUUCAUGUGAUUGGUUCAGAUAUCAUAGAGGCGAAAGAUGUUGCAAUGAAAAUGGCGAAAGCGAAUAGAUUAGCCUACAUAAAUGGCUAUGACCAUCCUCACAUCUUAGCUGGUCAAGGCACCAUGGGAUUGGAAAUUGCCGAGCAAGUUGAUAACAUUGAUGCCAUAGUUAUACCAGUGGGUGGCGCAGGGCUCUUAUCUGGGUGCUCUGUUGCUUUAAAGACUCUCUGUCCAAAUAUUAUGAUCAUUGCCGCAGAAAGUGAAGAAUGCGCCAGUUUUAAAGCCGCAAUGGAUGCUGGACAUCCUGUGCGCAUAGAAGCUAACCAAUCAUUGACGUUGGCUGAUGGUCUCUGUGUUGCUAAAGUUGGUCAAAAUGCUUUUGCUUCUUGUCGGGAUCUCGUAGACAAAGUUGUCUCCGUCAGUGAAAACUACAUCGCUAUUGCCGUGCUGCGUUUGGUUGAGGAAGAGAAGUGUGUUGUGGAAGGGGCCGGAGCAACUGGGAUAGCAGCUGUCUUGGCGGGGCUUCUGCCAGAAUUAGAAGGAAAAAGGGUGGUGUUCCCACUAUGCGGUGGUAAUAUCGACUCGACUGUGCUUGGCCGUGUAAUAGAACGGGGUCUGGCUGCAGAUGGGCGUCUAAUUAGAUUCAAAGUAACUGUCAUGGAUAGGCCUGGUGGCAUCGCAGAGUUGUCUAGGUUGCUCUGUUCAUUAGGUGUUAGUAUCAAAGAUAUUUUCCACGAGCGCGCAUGGAUUCAUACAAGCGUUUACACUGUUCAUAUCAAAUGUGUGGUGGAAGUUCGAGAUUUUGAGCACAGCAUCCAAUUAAAAGAAGCUCUCGUUAGCCAUUAUGGUACAGUUAUAUGGGGCACGGAGGCCGUCUAUGCUUAAACCGGUAGCUAUAAAUAUAUAGUCAAUUGAUAACAUUUACGAAAAACGUAGAAUUAUUUUGGGGUUUCCAGUGAAGAAUAAAGAGUGGAGCAUUUGACAUGGAACACUGCCUUGCAAGUUUCUGUAGAAGAAUCCACAGCGAGUAACAGGUUUUACGAGCGUGUCUGCCUUAUUCGAUUCUGUAAGUUUCCCAGUUAAUUGUAUAAACGCAUUCAAUCUUAUUUAAUUUUGUUGAAUAGAGAUAGAAAACCCAACUGUAGAGUUAUUAAAGUGUGCACAUGAAAUUUUUCUUAUGAUAUUUAAAGGUUGACCUACCUGGUUGUCUUGUUAA
Messenger RNA from Rhopilema esculentum, 1845 nucleotides. RefSeq lists its product as uncharacterized. Gene Ontology annotation, molecular function: L-serine ammonia-lyase activity; threonine deaminase activity. Lineage: Eukaryota; Metazoa; Cnidaria; Scyphozoa; Rhizostomeae; Rhizostomatidae. Gene Ontology annotation, biological process: L-serine catabolic process; L-threonine catabolic process. The record is from RefSeq and is a predicted model, not a curated record.